AUGCUGCUCAACAUCUCGCAGGUCGAUAGCAAGACGUUCCAGCAAACCGAGGUGGUUUGGGCAUCGUCCAACAUUAGCACUGACCCUGCCACGUGGACUGCUGAGCUGUCGUCAGCAGUGACCCGAUCCAGCAUCGCCAAUCUGACCAUGCAAAACCCCCAGAUGUGGAUCUACGGAGGCAAGUUCGAUGUGAAGAAUCUCAACUACUCCUUCAAGCCGGACAACGCAGUGCUGCUGGUGCAGAGCCUCACAGGCACGCUGCUGGGCACCAACGUGAACAGCCAGAACCUGCAAGUGCCUAUAGACUCUGAUGACAUCCCCACUCUCAGUGGCCAGCUUAUUUCCCGGUUAUUCCUCCCGCCAUUGAUCAUCCUUCAUUCAUCAUCGCACGUUUAUCGUUGUAACAUCGAUCCAAUCUAUGCUGUUUCUUUCUGCAGUGGUCUGAUCACAGCAGCGGGAGGCGGGGAGCAAGCGGGGGCACUGGUGGGAGACAGCUUCCUGCAGCUCAACAUGACCAUCCAGGCCAUCGGCCCGCCUGGCCGUGGGCCGCCCCCUCCCUUCCGUGCCCCCCCUCGUGCGCCGCGCCGCCUGAGAUGA
Messenger RNA from Closterium sp. Naga37s-1, 597 nucleotides. Lineage: Eukaryota; Viridiplantae; Streptophyta; Zygnematophyceae; Desmidiales; Closteriaceae. The record is from the annotation of a GenBank genome assembly.